This is a messenger RNA of Elaeis guineensis (African oil palm), 991 nucleotides long. RefSeq lists its product as uncharacterized. Gene Ontology annotation, cellular component: endoplasmic reticulum. NCBI's taxonomy places the organism in Eukaryota, Viridiplantae, Streptophyta, Magnoliopsida, Arecales, Arecaceae. The record is from RefSeq and is a predicted model, not a curated record.
GCAAACGCUUAUGUACUUCGCCGCCGUCUCUGAAAUAAAGUUCGACGGCCUCUACGGCUCUACCAGCUCCCCAAACCCUAGCCAUGGCGAACUCGAGAUUGAGGUUUCUCCUCCCCCUCCUUCUCGUGGCUAUUCUCUUCGCCACGCCGGCGAUCGGGAGCUCCGACGCGCCCUUCAUGGUGGCGCACAAGAAGGUCAGCUUUGCCCGGCUCAAGACCGGCGUGGAACGCGUCUCCGUCUCGAUCGACCUCUACAACGAAGGAUCCACGACUGCUUAUGAUGUGAGCCUUAGUGAUGAUAGUUGGUCUCAAGAUAUGUUCGAACUUGUCUCUGGCGACAUAUCAAAGACAUGGGAAAGGCUUGAUGCUGGUUCCACUGCCUCUCAUUCAUUUAUUUUGGAGUCAAAAGUGAAGGGCAUGUUCCAUGGUUCUCCCGCUGUCAUCAAAUUUCGUGUACCCACAAAGGCUGCAAUGCAGGAGGCUUAUUCUACCCCCAUUCUGCCACUAGACAUUCUUGCUGACAGGCCUCCUGAAAAGAAGUUUGAAUGGGCAAAGAGGCUUCUGGCUAAAUAUGGAUCACUUGUGUCAGUUCUGUUGUUGGUGAUAAUGUUCAUUUAUGUGAUUGCAACACCAUCAAAAUCCAGUGCUGCAAAAGCAAGCAAGAAGAGGCGCUGAUUAAAAAAUCUGGUCUUUUUGGUCAGUUUUGUUUAGAGAUGCCUUCAGAAACUGGAAAUUAUACUUGGAGAUGAGAUUUUUCAUCCUACUUUAACAUUGUCUUGUUUAAUUACUAGGACCAGCAGGAAACAGUAACAGUUUAGCAUGGUCUAUGUAUUUCAGUUAUAGAUUUUCAACAUAAUUUAAAGAAUAGAGAGUUUUUAACCGCAAUAAGUUUUGAAAUUUAAAAGUUAAAUACAGCAAGCUUUUCAACUACUAGUUUCCUAUAAAUGAAGGGAAGAAUUGAUUCAUUAAUAAAAUAAGUUGGUUAAGCCUGA